Messenger RNA from Seriola dumerili (greater amberjack), 1253 nucleotides. It is a transcript of the gene lhx3, whose product is annotated as LIM homeobox 3. Gene Ontology annotation, biological process: regulation of transcription by RNA polymerase II; neuron differentiation. Gene Ontology annotation, cellular component: nucleus. Gene Ontology annotation, molecular function: DNA-binding transcription factor activity, RNA polymerase II-specific; RNA polymerase II transcription regulatory region sequence-specific DNA binding. Bases 1 to 1209 code for a protein of 402 amino acids. The transcript is spliced from 7 exons. Lineage: Eukaryota; Metazoa; Chordata; Actinopteri; Carangiformes; Carangidae. The record is from RefSeq and is a predicted model, not a curated record.
AUGUUGCUUGAACACCCGGGGUCAAGUUGUCAAAACACCGGAAAUUUCUCUCGGUACAGUUCAGGCCAAGAAGCAGAAAUCCCAGUGUGCGCGGGCUGCAGUCAACACAUCGUGGACCGCUUCAUCCUCAAAGUGCUGGAUCGCCACUGGCACAGCAAGUGCCUGAAAUGCAGCGACUGCCAGGCUCAGCUGGCGGACAAGUGCUUCAGCAGAGGCGACAGCGUCUACUGCAAAGAGGAUUUCUUCAAGAGAUUCGGGACCAAAUGCGCAGCGUGUCAGCAGGGGAUACCGCCCACACAGGUGGUGAGGAGGGCGCAGGACUUCGUCUACCACUUGCACUGUUUUGCCUGCAUCGUGUGCAAGAGGCAACUGGCCACAGGUGACGAGUACUACCUGAUGGAGGACAGCAGGCUGGUCUGUAAGGCCGACUACGAGACCGCCAAACAGAGAGAAGCAGACUCGACUGCAAAAAGGCCACGAACAACCAUCACUGCUAAACAGCUGGAAACGCUGAAGAACGCUUACAAUAACUCUCCCAAACCUGCCCGUCAUGUUCGAGAGCAGCUAUCAUCAGAGACGGGCCUGGAUAUGCGGGUUGUGCAGGUUUGGUUUCAGAACAGGCGAGCUAAAGAGAAAAGGCUGAAAAAAGACGCUGGCCGGCAGAGGUGGGGCCAGUACUUCCGCAACAUGAAGCGGUCGCGGGGAAGCUCCAAAUCCGACAAGGACAGCAUCCAGGAGGAGGGCAUGGACAGUGACGCAGAGGUGUCCUUCACAGAUGAACCCCCCAUGUCAGACCUUGGCCACACAAACGGCAUCUACAGCAGCCUGAGUGAGUCCUCUCCAGCCAUGGGGGGCCGCCAAGGGGGCAACAACCACGGCUCCUUCCCCCUGGAGCACAGCGUCCUGCCCUCCCAAGACCAGUUCCACGACAUCCGCUCCAACAGCCCCUACGGCCUUCCUCAGUCGCCAGGGUCACUUCAGGCGCUACCCAGACACCAGCCUCUCAUCUCCAGCCUGGUCUACCCCGACUCAGGCCUUUCUAUCAUGACCCAGGGCAGCGGGCCCGGGAUCAACCCGGCCGUGAGGGUCACCAUGGGGGCAGCCAACGGCCCCAGCUCGGACCUGUCCACAGGCAGCAGCGGAGGAUACCCAGACUUUCCUGCCAGUCCUGCCUCCUGGUUAGAUGAAGUGGACCAUGGGCAGUUUUGAUUGGUCGUCGACAAAAUAUUGGACAUUUUUUUCUUUUCCUUUUU